Cydia splendana is the source of this 1392-nucleotide messenger RNA. Its product is annotated as facilitated trehalose transporter Tret1-like. Gene Ontology annotation, biological process: transmembrane transport. NCBI's taxonomy places the organism in Eukaryota, Metazoa, Arthropoda, Insecta, Lepidoptera, Tortricidae. Gene Ontology annotation, cellular component: membrane. The record is from RefSeq and is a predicted model, not a curated record. The coding region runs from base 1 to 1371 and encodes 456 amino acids. Gene Ontology annotation, molecular function: transmembrane transporter activity. The transcript is spliced from 2 exons.
AUGACCAACAGGACGGCGUCCAGUCAACAACAGAAGUUGUGUAAAGAAACAACAUUCAAUUUUUUAAGUAGCGUAAAACGGGCUUCUGUGGUUGGCCUGGCGUGCUUCCCCGGUUACCUGAUCUCCGCUUUCUUCAUGGAGCUGUGGGGCCGGAAGACCUCACAUGCUAUGGUCAUUCUACCAGGCACGUUGGCCUGGCUCCUCAUCUACUUCGCCACGGACGUGACCACACUCAUGGCUGGCAGGAUACUCGCAGGCUUCACAGCUGGAGCCAGCACCACUUUAGGAGCCGUCAUCAUAGGGGAGUAUACCAGCCCGCAGCUCCGGGGCAUGUUCCUAAACCUCAAGACUGCGGCCGUCUGCAUCGGCAAUACUCUUGUUCACAUUGUGGGCCAUUUCUAUACUUGGAGAACUGUUGCAAUUUGCGGACUAGUGCCCCAUGUCCUUUCUUUUGGAAUUAUCUGCACCUGGCCGGAAAGUCCAACGUGGCUGGCUGCUAAAUUUAAGUUUGAGCAGAGUGAGAAAGCGUGGUUGUGGCUGCGAGGUGACGACCAAAACUCUAGAAACGAGUACGGUAGUAUGGCCAAAGUUCAAAAGCAGAGGAUUUCUGAAAUACGAGAGAAAUCCAGCGUCCAAAGACACGUGGUAAUCUUUUUGCAGAAGUUCACUCGAAAGGACUUUCUGAAACCUCUGCUCAUAAUACUUUUUGCUGCUAUUUUGCUAGAGACGUGCGGAAGGCACAUUUUCCCUGCUUACGCCUUGCAGAUCAUCGAAGAAAUCUCUGGACAUAAGUCCAGAACCUUCUACUACAUGAUAAUCAUAGAUCUGAUAACGACAUUCAGCUCCAUGUUUUCGUCGGCGCUGGUUCGCAUGCUAAAGAGACGUACCUUGCUGUUCGUCACUGGUGGAGCAUCUAUAGCCGUCUUGAUGGCCAUCUGUACCUACCUUUAUCUCAGUGCUAUAGAUGUGAUAUCGAAAGACAGAGCUUGGCUGCCUGUGUCCAUGUUAAUGCUGUACUUUUUAUUAGCAAACUUGGGGUGUACUCCUAUACCUCUAGCGUUACUUGGAGAGGUGUUCCCGGUAGCUCAUAGAGGAGCAGGAUCUGCAAUGUCAGGAUUGACGCUGUCUAUCUGUCUAAUGGUGGCUUUGAAGGUCACUCCCGUGAUGCUAGAAAGUGUAAAAGUGUACGGAACGUUUGCUAUCUUCGGCGUAGCCAUGGGACUCUCUCUAGUAGUAUUUUACUUCAUCCUUCCCGAAACUAAGGAUAGAAGUUUGCAGGAGAUUGAAGACUACUUUAACCACGGACGGUUCCUCAGUGAGAAAAAAGGUCGCGGUGAUGAUGAAGAAAAUACUACCAUGCUUAAGAUCUGAUUGAUUGCGAUUUACGAGUAU